UGUGGGUGAUUAUGAGUAAUGAAUAUUGUUAUUAUGGGUGUGGCUAGUUAAUUAACAUUCUUGACAAACAAUGUCUAAAGGUAUCUAUCAACUGGGAGGGAUAGCGUUUCACUCAGCUCCUGUAGUAGGAGAAUCAGUGUUCCUGUGGGGAGGGGGUAGGCCUGACUUACCUCUUGUUCAUGAUUCCCCACAAAAGAGGAAAUAUUUGUCCACCAUUGAUAGACUGGAGUUUAGGACUGGUCAUUGGUCCUCUCACGUGACCAGAGGAACGUCACCUCCUCUAGGAGCUAUAGGAUACUUUUGUACUACCAGAAACAAUGACAUCUUCUUUUUUGGUGGUGCCUGUGGAGAUGGUCACUGCUACCAUAAUGAUGUCAACUCAUUUAACAGUCUAACAUAUGAAUGGAGUAAUAUAGUACCAACCAGUGAUGCUGUAAUGAAGAGAGGGCUUGGUGGUAUGGUGUGUAUGGAGUCUAUGGGUACAGAAUACCUAUUUAUGAUAGGAGGGACUGGUCACAGUUCUAUACCCACUACAUACCAAUCACAGUAUCAUUAUAUUCAGUUGGUUAAUGGUCGUAUUCGUACUAAUGAACAGAAUUUAUUAAGUUUAUCAACAAGUAA
Molecule: messenger RNA, 621 nt
Organism: Amphimedon queenslandica
Lineage: Eukaryota; Metazoa; Porifera; Demospongiae; Haplosclerida; Niphatidae
Exons: 2
Molecular function (GO): protein binding
Source: RefSeq, a predicted model, not a curated record